Cyprinodon variegatus (sheepshead minnow) is the source of this 1926-nucleotide messenger RNA. RefSeq names its product mitogen-activated protein kinase kinase 2 (gene map2k2a). NCBI's taxonomy places the organism in Eukaryota, Metazoa, Chordata, Actinopteri, Cyprinodontiformes, Cyprinodontidae. Gene Ontology annotation, biological process: protein phosphorylation. The record is from RefSeq and is a predicted model, not a curated record. The coding region runs from base 698 to 1897 and encodes 399 amino acids. Gene Ontology annotation, molecular function: protein kinase activity; ATP binding. The transcript has 11 exons.
ACAUACCGUAUGUCCAAUCACAUCCAUUUUUUUUCUUGCGUGUCCUUUGAGGUUUCCUGGCAGCUUUUCGCGCUAUUUAUGCAGGACUCUCCCAGUGGGUGUCACAUACACACAGAGGUCUGGAACUGCAGGCAGCUCACUGCUGCUGCUUCCUGUAUUGAGGCACCAGCCCUCAGAAGACCUGUACGUUUCACGCCUCGAGUUUAAACACCGAGGUGGACACCGUAGAAGAGUCCCGGUAUUUCUGCACCCUGUGGCGGCUGCGCUGACCCUCAGAGAGGAGAGGACUGCUGUUUUAACGGCUCAGAAACUCAAAGCACGAUUCUCACCCGGCGCUAGCUAGUUCGCAGCUAGCUGGCUAAUGGCUAAUAGCAGCAGGUAGAUAACGGACAAGAAACCGGAUAAAACCAGCCUGUCACAUAUUUUUAUUUUUUUAGAAUAGCUCGAAAACCAUCUGACAUUUGAAGCGCUUAUCGGUAUGACACGGUUUAUUAAUUCUGCUAAUUGACAUGUUCCCAAAAGUUCAUUAACCCUGCUAACGUUAACUAGCCAAGUCGUUAGCCACUUGGAGCGGAUCCUGUUGCUCUUUUUUUUUUUACAGGUUUUUGUUUAAGGGCAAGUUUAGAUUAGCAGCACCUAGCCUCGUCGCACAAAAGGGUUAAUAUUUAGGACGUCGUUUAGUUUAGUUAAUAUUGAAAUGGCUCCCAAAAGAAGACCAGUUCCUCUGAACAUUACGCCCAUUGGGGAGGGUCAGGCCACCUCAAACACCAUCGAUGCUGCAUCUGAAGCCAACCUUGAGGCCUUACAGAAGAAACUGGGUGAGCUGGACCUGGAUGAACAACAGAGAAAACGUCUGGAAGCCUUCCUUACCCAGAAAGCUCAGGUUGGCGAGCUGAAGGAUGAAGAUUUCGACCCAAUAUGCGAGUUGGGAGCUGGAAACGGUGGAGUGGUCAACAAAGUCCGGCACAAACCUUCGGGUUUGGUCAUGGCUCGAAAGUUAAUACACCUGGAGAUCAAACCUGCCAUCAGGAACCAGAUCAUCCGAGAGCUGCAAGUGCUGCACGAGUGCAACUCUCCCUACAUCGUGGGCUUCUAUGGAGCUUUUUACAGUGAUGGAGAGAUCAGUAUCUGUAUGGAGCACAUGGAUGGUGGCUCACUUGACCAGGUUCUGAAGGAAGCCAGAAGAAUCCCUGAAGAAAUCCUGGGAAAAGUUAGCAUAGCUGUGUUAAGAGGAUUAGCCUAUCUGCGAGAGAAGCACCAGAUCAUGCAUAGAGAUGUGAAACCCUCCAACAUCCUGGUCAACUCCCGUGGGGAGAUCAAGCUGUGUGACUUUGGCGUGAGCGGCCAGCUCAUAGAUUCCAUGGCCAACUCCUUUGUUGGAACACGCUCCUACAUGUCGCCGGAGAGACUGCAGGGCACCCACUAUUCAGUUCAGUCUGACGUGUGGAGCAUGGGCCUGUCCCUGGUGGAGCUGGCGAUCGGCCGCUACCCCAUCCCCCCACCAGACGCCAGGGAGCUGGAGGCCAUUUUUGGACGUGCCAUCAUGGACGGGGCAGAGGGAGAACCUCACACCAACAUGGCUAGACCCAGACCACCGGGCAGGCCUGUGAGCGGACAUGGGAUGGACAGUAGACCUGCCAUGGCUAUCUUUGAACUUUUGGACUACAUCGUGAAUGAGCCCCCUCCUAAACUCCCACAUGGUGUCUUCACCAGUGACUUCCAGGACUUUGUGACAAAAUGCCUGAUUAAAAACCCAGCAGAAAGGGCAGACCUGAAGAUGCUGAUGAAUCACACAUUUAUCAAGCGAUCGGAAGUGGAGGAAGUGGACUUUGCCGGCUGGUUGUGCAAAACCAUGAACCUUCACCAGCCUAGUACUCCUACUCGCACCACUGAGUGAUUUGGCCCCUCACCCACCACCACCCAAAA